AAGUCUGACCAAUCGGAAGAAGCCAACUCCAACGGAAAAUAUUGUCUUUGUUCGGAUAUUUUGCCAACUUUAUUGUAAUAUUUGGGCCCAUCUAUUUACUUUUCAGGGAUAUUGUGGAUAUGGGUGUGCUUAUUUUGUUAAGAAAGGAUCACCUCUGGAAACGUUUAUUGUGGUCUUUGUUCGCUGCCACGUGUUCAAGUUUUAAGAAGCCAGCCUGAUUUCAUCACACGUCUCCCCUCCCCCAUCCACCGCAGGGAGCUGAGGAAGAAGGCGGACAUGUUGGAGGAAACGUGUUUGUUAAAAAGUAUCGAGGUGGAAGACAAGAUGAUUUUUGGAAGAAAGGUUUCGCGUUGUUUGGGGAUUUUACACAGAGAUACCUAAAACUAGUUUGAAUGUUUUAUGUUUACCUACAAUCUUGCGACUUUAAUUUUAGGUUUAUUUAAAUUCAGCUUUUGUUAACAUGAUCAACGUUCUACAUUAUUGGCUUUGUUUGAUUACAUAUAGUCCUCCAUGUUGUUUUUCUUUAUUUCUCAGUGACAUUGUGGGGAAUAUGUAACCUUGGUGUGGGGGAUGGGCGUGUUGGUUAGGUAACUGUUUUGUUUAGUAUGAUUUUAGUGAAGCCCGUUUACAUAGAUUGAUGUGAGCUUUUCUUUUAAUUCACUACUAGUAAUUUGGUCUAAAGUCUAAACGUAAUCCGCCUGUAUUUAAUAGUUACUGUUUUGGGGGAUGUCCUCUAUUUCCCCUUUACUGUUUUAAUAUAUAUUAUUAAGUGUAUAUUACUCACCUUCUUGUUUCAGUUUUGGGGAUUUUUGUUCGAAUGUAAAGAAAGAAAAGGCAAGGUUAGUGUGUAUAAACUGCUGUGUCAUUCAGUCGGUGUAGCUUAGCUAGCGACAUGACCCUCCCAAUCCACGUAGUCGUCUGCCUGAUGUAACACUUCGUUUUGAAAUUCAACAAGUUGUUCUUUUCCUUCACGUUUACGGAUGGUCGUAUCGGUCAUCGGUUUUAUUUUAUUUUCUGAGGUUAGUCUGGCCUUUACGUGCCUUGUUUUUCUGAUUUAAAUAUUUUAUUGCUUUGUUCCGUUUCUGAUGUUGGCAAAUGUUCUUAGCAUAUUGUUAUUUAAACGUUUUUUUGUUUUAAAUCCACUGACUAUUUGUAUCUAUCGUACAAAUAAGUCAUCGAUGUUUAAGCGCCCAAGAUGGCGACUGCACACGUUUUCUAAAAGACAGCGGAUGUGCUGUAAGCGCAGUUGGUAAGGGGGAGGCUCUUGCCGGGGGGUACUUGUGACCGGCUAAACGAACCAAUAGGAUUCCCUGUUUGUCAGAGCCAAAGCCCGCGUUAUUUCUAUGGUGGCCAACCCAGGGAUCGGCUUUUACUGAGUUGACGUAAUGAUGAUAAAAAUCUUUCGUGCUCCAUGUGUUUGUCGGUUAAUCAUGUCACGGUUUUAACCAGUUGGCAUCACAGACGACGUUUAAGUCAAGUUUACCUAUCGUCUUCCUGAGCUAAUUUCUAAGCUUGUAGGUCGUCCUGGAAGGUUUCUCUUCGAGCUUCCUCUGUCUAGUGGGCGUGGUGAUUUUGAUGGACUUUGUUUCUCGUCAAAUAAAACCGAGGAAGGCGGGGACUUAAAGUGCCAGUCCAGCCAAUGAAACAGGCUGAUGGGCUAUAAAAGAACGGGUGUUGUCGCACAGUCGCCAUUUCAACGAAGUAGUGUUCUCUGUGUUGUCUUGGCGGGAGCGGAAAAAACUGGCGACCGGAGACGGAUCCUGGUUUUGACUGACAAAACAGAAUCCGGAUUCAUCCUGAUGGAUAUGGCUGUCAACCCGCCUUUUGACAGCUCUCACACUGGGUAUGAGAUUGGACAUACAGGAGUCAUGAUGGAUCAGAGUGCAGCAGGAAAGCGCAUUCGUAAACCCUCGCUGCUCUACGAGGAUUUUGAAAGUCCUGGGAUGCCCGCCAUCAGUCAGAUGGCCCCCUCAGGACCCCCACAGCCUCCAGUGAGGGACCCUAGCAGGCAUGGAAGGAUGACCAACCAGCUUCAGUUUCUACAGAAAGUGGUGCUUAAGUCUUUGUGGAGGCACCACUUUGCCUGGCCUUUUCAUGAACCUGUAGACGCCGCCAAGCUCAACCUACCUGACUAUCACAAAAUUAUCAAAACUCCCAUGGACAUGGGCACCAUAAGGAAAAGAUUAGAAAACAACUACUACCGCAGUGCCAGUGAGUGCAUGCAGGACUUUAACGCCAUGUUUACCAACUGUUAUAUUUAUAACAAGCCAACAGAUGACAUUGUCCUGAUGGCUCAGUCUCUGGAAAAGGCAUUUUUGCAGAAAGUGGCUCAGAUGCCUCAGGAGGAGAUAGAACUGCCCCCACCUGUUCCACGGAGCAAGCAAUCUAAAAGUCUUAAAAAGGGAAGGAACAAUUCAAUCUCAGGAGGAGUGACAACAGCCCAUCAGGUCCCAGCCGUGUCCCAGUCGGUGUACUCUCCUCCCACUCCAGAAACACCAGACUCCAUCCUUUCCACACCCCCACAGACAAUUCUGACCAAGUGCAGCAGCAUCACCCUUCAACCGGAGCAGACUAUCCCUGCCAUCACAGGCCCACCUCCUACACAGCCUACAGCUAAGAAGAAGGGCGUGAAGCGGAAAGCAGACACCACAACCCCAACCACUAUGGCAAUGCCAAUUAUGAGCACUCUGGGGGUCACUGGCAUCGGCCUGGGGAUGGUUGGGGGUCAUGACUCCCCGCUCACCCUCACCUCCCUGGGAAUGGACCACAGCUCCAGUCUUGGAAUGAAUCAGGCCAUCAGCAUUAGCCAGGGGAUGGGGAUGGGCAUGGGCGGCGGAACAAUGAUGCUCGGCGCCAAAGCAACAUCUGGGAGUCGGAGAGGAGUGAGCGGACGGCCCAUCAAACCUCCAAAAAAAGACCUGCCCGAUUCGAUUCUGCCCACUCCUGUGCGGCGCAGCAAGCUGAGUCCGCAGCUGCGCUACUGCAGCGGCGUUCUGAAGGAGCUGCUGUCCAAGAAGCACGCUGCGUACGCCUGGCCGUUUUACAAGCCCGUGGAUGCCGUGUCACUUGGUCUUCACGACUACCACGAAAUCAUAAAGUUUCCCAUGGACCUCAGUACCAUCAAGAGGAAAAUGGACGGCAGAGAGUACAGAGAAGCCCAGCAGUUCUCUGCAGAUGUGAGGCUGAUGUUUUCAAACUGUUACAAAUACAACCCCCCCGAUCAUGAUGUUGUGGCCAUGGCCAGAAAACUCCAGGACGUGUUUGAAUUCUGCUUUGCUAAAAUGCCAGAUGAGGCCCCAGCACCACCGAGCUCCACGUCUUCUUCCUCCUCGUCUUCCUCGUCCUCUGAGAGUGAGCUCAGCAGUGACGGUGAGGAGAGUGAGAGCAGCCCGAGCUCUGACUCUGAAGAGGAGAGGGCAAACCGACUGGCAGAGCUGCAGGAACAGCUGAAAGCCGUUCAUGAGCAGCUUACUGCUCUCUCUCAGGGUCCCAUUGUUAAACCCAAGAAAAAGAAAGAGAAAAAAGACAAGAAAAAGAAGAAAAGAGUGGAAAAGGAAAGACAUCGGAGAAUAGAAGACGAUCUGACUCCCAUCAGACCACCCAAAGCCCCCAAAAUGACAAAGACGUCAAAGACUAAGAGGAUGGAUUGUCCUGUCAUACCGAUGAAGAAGACUCAGAGCAAGAAAAACAGCAAAAGCAAAUCCAAAAAGGCAGCAAUCACCUUCAAUAUGCCCCAUCAUGAUCCUUUGGUGGGUCAUUUCGACUCUGACGAAGAGGAAGACACGGCGCCCAUGUCGUAUGAUGAGAAACGCCAGCUCAGCCUGGACAUCAACAAGCUGCCUGGAGAGAAGCUGGGCCGUGUGGUUUACAUCAUUCAGUCGCGUGAGCCAUCGCUGCGGGACACCAACCCGGAGGAGAUCGAGAUCGAUUUUGAGACUCUGAAGCCGUCGACUCUGCGGGAGCUGGAGAGAUACGUCAUGACGUGUCUGAGGAAGAAACCCAGGAAGCCGUACGUGAGUACAAAGAACAGUGCUGGAAAAUCCCGGGAAGAGCUGGCUCUGGAAAAGCAGAUGGAGCUGGAGAGGAGGCUGAUGGAUGUCAGCGGUCAGCUGAACUCUGGAAAGAAGCCUGCGAAAAACAAACCUGAUAAACCGGCUUCAGACGUUCACACCCAGCCGUCACGCCUAAGUGCUAGCAGCUCAUCCUCAGACUCCUCAUCAUCGUCGUCUUCAUCCUCAUCCUCAGACACAAGCGAGUCAGACUCUGGCUGAGGGGGGGAUGCCCCGGAUUGUCACUAAAGGGUCAUGUGACCUGAGGUAUCCCUCCCCCCUGCAAGCAGCCUGAACUGUUGCACAACUUCUGAGGGCGGAGCUGCUGCAGAUGUGGUCUGCAGAACCAGCUCAGCUAGUGAUGUCAACCUGAGAAAGGACAGAUGGGAUGUCCCCUGCGCUCGCUCAUGCCGUCCAGGACAGAGCAGAGGGUGGAGGCCAGAGGAGGACAACGAUUGAACCAACAUGGGUGGAGCGAGGGAUGCUCCAUCUCCUGCAGAUAAAGAUCGAUGCAUAAGUCGGAGGGAUGUGGUGCUAAUACCAGAAUCUGUCAUUUCUGGAUGUUUUUUUCCCUUCUUACCAUGCUCUCUGUCUUUAUGCUGUAACAGAAAAGAUGUACAGUGAUAUAAUAUGUAUUUUUCUUUUAUAAAGAAGUGUUUUACGGAGCUAAUUUAUUCCCUGCUAUUUUGGGAACGAUUGAACUUGCAGUUUGUGUGUUUAGUUUUUGUUCUCCAGUAAAGAGGAAACGUGUUGGGAUGAACGCUGGAGUGUGGAGUCAGGCACCACAGGCCUGUCCCUGUGACGUUCCUCACAGUUUUGAAGCAGAAGCUCCUUCUGCACACAGAAGCACCUUGUUCCAGUAGAUGACAGAAUGCAUGCAAUACAGUAGAGCAGACAGACAUGUCCUCUCACCUUAUCUCUGUCCUUCAUGUUGGUCUGGACUCAGACAUUGUACAGAAAUGUUUCAUAGCUGCAGUUUCUGUGUUAAACUUUCUGUUUCCAUGUCGGCUGUCUUUUUUUUUUUUUUUUUUUUUCACUCGAUACACCUUUUCUGUAAACAUUUUUUUAAGUCUGUGACCAAUCUGCUAAUAAAUUGUGAGGACGUGUCCUGUUCACUCACCUGUGCUCUGAGAAUCA
Messenger RNA from Oryzias latipes (Japanese medaka), 5186 nucleotides. RefSeq names its product bromodomain containing 2a (gene brd2a). Lineage: Eukaryota; Metazoa; Chordata; Actinopteri; Beloniformes; Adrianichthyidae. The record is from RefSeq and is a predicted model, not a curated record. Gene Ontology annotation, biological process: regulation of DNA-templated transcription; chromatin remodeling. Gene Ontology annotation, cellular component: nucleus; chromatin.